Messenger RNA from Eublepharis macularius, 924 nucleotides. RefSeq names its product olfactory receptor 8S1-like. NCBI's taxonomy places the organism in Eukaryota, Metazoa, Chordata, Lepidosauria, Squamata, Eublepharidae. The record is from RefSeq and is a predicted model, not a curated record. The coding region runs from base 7 to 924 and encodes 305 amino acids. The transcript has a single exon. Gene Ontology annotation, molecular function: G protein-coupled receptor activity; olfactory receptor activity. Gene Ontology annotation, biological process: G protein-coupled receptor signaling pathway. Gene Ontology annotation, cellular component: membrane.
AAGGAAAUGGACAAUCAGACUACAGUGACUUAUUUUGUCCUCCUGGGAUUGUCAUACAACCCACCAGUCCAAAUUUUCCUCUUCAUGAUGUUUUUAUUUAUGUAUGCAGCAACUCUGCUGGGAAAUAUGGUGAUUAUAGCAAUAAUAGUGACCAGUGAUCAGCUUCAGAGCCCCAUGUACUUUUUCCUGAGUCACCUGUCUUUCCUCAAUAUUUGCUUCUCUUCAGUCACUCUGCCUAAGCUUCUAGAGAAUUUAUACACAACACAAAAAAUCUCAUACAGUGGCUGCAUUGCCCAGAUGUUCUGCAUCCUUAUGACAGGAUCCAGUGAAAGUCUCAUCCUUGUAGCAAUGGCUUAUGACAGAUAUGCAGCCAUAUGCAAGCCCCUGCAUUAUGUGCAAAUCAUGGACAAAGUGUUUUGUAGAUGGUUGGUGGGAGGUGCAUGGAACAUUGGCUUCACAUACGCGCUUAUCAAUACAUUACCUGUAUUGAAGCUACUGUUCUGUGGUUCAAAUAUUAUCAGGCAUUUCAGCUGUGAACACCCAUCUUUACUUGCUUUGUCCUGCACAGACACAUUUCCAAAUGUGAUUACUUUCUUAAUUUCUGGAACUGCUAUAGCAGUUUCUUCAGUUGUUGUUAUUCUGUUUUCCUACAUUCACAUUGUCUCUACUGUCCUGAAGAUGCAGUCAGCAGAGGCAAAGAAGAAAACCUUCUCUACUUGCAGUGCCCACCUUAUUGUGGUGCUUCUAUACUAUGGUACAGGCUGCUUUAGAUAUAUGAGACCGAACUCUGUCUCCUCAGCAAUCCUAGAUGAAAUUUUUUCCAUCCAGUAUAGCAUUUCAACCCCCAUGCUGAAUCCCAUUAUUUAUAGCCUUAAAACGAGGGAAAUCAAGGUCCACAUAAAAAAAUUAAUGGGAUUCAAAUGA